UCCUCAUCGACACUCGACCCAGACUCAACGAUGAUGAACUCUCGCAAAUCCAUGGCCGCUUCGGCUCCGACGUUCGUCGCUACCAACACCGCCGGAGGAUACAGGAACGCCGCGGGCGCGAGCGUCGUCGGACAAGGUGGUCAGGAGAAUGACGGACUGACGUUCUUUGAGAGGGAAAAGGCUAGGUUGAUCGAGGAGAUCAAUGGGAACUUUGAACAACUGUUGAAUUCGAGCAACACCCUCAAUCGAAAGCUGGAAGAAGUGCUAGGCGUCGGCAAAGAAUUCCAAACAGUGGCCGACCUAUGGGGGAAAUUCGAUCAUCUCAUUAGAGAGCAAAAACCGGAAGAAACACCACAAAACUCGCACGAUGGCCUGAAUACCAGCGGCCGGCCGGCAGGGGACGGACUGAGACAGAGCGUAGGGAUACCUGGGACCGGGGGACGGAAUUACGGAGGAGUUUGAUCUCCUCUCCCAUCGCUCUCCUUUCUACCUUUGUGUCGUCAUCUUCCUUCAUGAUUCGGAACACAUUCCUGGUCUGUGUCAAGAGAAACAGUUGUAUAAGAUCGAACCCGGUGUACCAAUUCUGUAAAAUCGAGACCCAGCCUU
Filobasidium floriforme is the source of this 606-nucleotide messenger RNA. RefSeq names its product DASH complex subunit Dad1-domain-containing protein. NCBI's taxonomy places the organism in Eukaryota, Fungi, Basidiomycota, Tremellomycetes, Filobasidiales, Filobasidiaceae. The transcript is spliced from 4 exons. Gene Ontology annotation, cellular component: DASH complex; mitotic spindle pole body; spindle microtubule. The coding region runs from base 31 to 462 and encodes 143 amino acids. The record is from RefSeq and is a predicted model, not a curated record.